Messenger RNA from Nilaparvata lugens (brown planthopper), 921 nucleotides. RefSeq names its product exosome complex component MTR3. The record is from RefSeq and is a predicted model, not a curated record. Bases 205 to 906 code for a protein of 233 amino acids. Gene Ontology annotation, cellular component: nucleolus; nuclear exosome (RNase complex); cytoplasmic exosome (RNase complex). Gene Ontology annotation, biological process: nuclear mRNA surveillance; U4 snRNA 3'-end processing; poly(A)-dependent snoRNA 3'-end processing. NCBI's taxonomy places the organism in Eukaryota, Metazoa, Arthropoda, Insecta, Hemiptera, Delphacidae. The transcript has 4 exons.
UUUUUAAUAAUUUAAAUUAUUUUGAUCAUUGUUUUAAGGUUAGGAAACGUGAGGACUGAGGAUAAGAAUUCAAUGUUAUGAGUUGUACUGUUUGGCAUUCUAAUGUUAUUUCAUAGUUAUUGAUGCUUUUAGAUUUAUUUAUUAGCUUCUUCUAGUUAAUAUUUACUCUAAUAAUAUAGUUAGUAGUAAAUUAGGGUAAUAAAAAUGCCUGUAGACUCGAGACGUUUGCAAGGACCUGAAACCACAUUUCCCUAUCAUUUAUACGUCAAUAAGCAACCUUUAACUCAUGCUCAAUGGCUAAAACAAGUUGUUAAAUCCAACGGAAAGAGAACGGAUGGCAGGAAACAUGAUGAAAUUCGUAAAAUAUUUUUGAAAACAUCCGUUAUGAGUCAAGCCAAAGGUUCAGCCUAUAUAGAAGUUGGCAAUACAAAGGUUAUUUGCUCAGCAUUUGAUCCUCGUGAAAUACCCAACAACAAUAAAUUCAGUCUGAAUGGCGAGUUAUUUUGUGAAUUCAAAUUUGCCAACUUCUCACAGAAGAAACGAAGAGGAUUUAUACGUGAUGCUGAGGAAAAGGAUCUCAGCGUCUGUUUGAAACGCGCCCUGGAGCCUGCUGUAUGUAGGCAUGAAUUUCCCAACUUCCAAGUGGACGUGUAUGCUCUGGUUCUGGAGGAUGACGGUGGAGCUCUGGCCGCUGCAAUCACCUGCGCCAGCCUUGCUCUGGCUGAUGCCAGCAUACCCAUGUAUGACCUAGUCACUGCUUUAACAUUGGGUGUUCAUGGUGACUACAAGUUUCUGGACCCAACUUCAGAAGAAGAGCGCUUAUGCUGUCAUGAACCACCUGGACCCAACAAAAAUCCGUUUGUUGCUGUGUGCGUUUGCUUGAAAAAGCCAAGUACAACUGUUUGACUCAUACACUAAACA